AUGUGUUCCUAUCUAUCUAUCUAUCUAUCUAUAGAAGUCUGUCCAUCUAUCUAUCUAUUUUUUAUAUUUUCUGUGUUGUCAUUCCUAUUAUAUUUUGAUCUAUCUAUCUAUCUUAACCUUCUGUCCAUCUAUCUAUCUAUCUAUUUUUUUAUCUUUUCUGUGUUGUCGUUCUAUUAUAUUUUGCUCUGGUUUAAUUCUAUCUAUCUAUCUAUCUAUCUAUCUAUUCAUCUAUCUAUCUAUCUAUCUAUCUAUCUUAACCUGUUCAUCUAUCUAUCUAUCUGUUCAUCUAUCUAUCUAUCUAUCUAUCUAUCUAUCUUAACAUGUUCAUAUCUAUUCAUCUAUCUAUCUAUAUCUAUCUAUCUAUCUAUCUUAACAUGUUUCAUCUAUCUAUCUAUAUCUAUCUAUCUAUCUAUCUCAUCUAUCUUAACUAUUCAUCUAUCUAUCUAUCUAUCUAUCUAUCUAUCUAUCUAUCUUAACAUGUUCAUUCAUCUAUCUAUCUAUAUAUCUUAA
Acanthosepion pharaonis is the source of this 510-nucleotide messenger RNA. Lineage: Eukaryota; Metazoa; Mollusca; Cephalopoda; Sepiida; Sepiidae. The record is from the annotation of a GenBank genome assembly.